Eublepharis macularius is the source of this 2510-nucleotide messenger RNA. Its product is annotated as tRNA selenocysteine 1-associated protein 1-like. The transcript is spliced from 9 exons. The record is from RefSeq and is a predicted model, not a curated record. The coding region runs from base 1226 to 2251 and encodes 341 amino acids. Gene Ontology annotation, molecular function: RNA binding. Lineage: Eukaryota; Metazoa; Chordata; Lepidosauria; Squamata; Eublepharidae.
GUUCGACCAGACGCCCUCGGACUAGUCGCCUGUUUGUCUCGCUCUCACGCACGUUGCUAGCGCGCGCGCCCGCUUGCCUGUCUGCGGAAGGAGCCGAGAGUUGCUAGCGCCGCGUGUGAAAACAUAGGUUGCUGAAUGACCGUGGAGGGAAAAGCACCAAAAAUACUCCUGUGCAAAUAGUUAUAGUAACUGUAGCCAGAGAUAUAUUGGAUCACAUUUUGUUCUGGUACUCAUCGUCUUCUGCAGCCUCAUUUCUCUUAAUUCGGCAGUUUUUGUAGUACAUUGUGACUGAGCACCAGAAAGGAAAGCUGCUGGUGUUUCCUGUGAAGAAAGCUUUUAACAAUGGCUAGCCAGGUAAGAUCAUUUGGUGAGAAUGAGCCCACUGUCUUUAACUCCUGUGAGGAAAAGGCAUAACCAUGCCCAGAGCUGUUGGCAGAUGUCAAGCUUAAAACUGUGUAUGUGUGGGGUGAGGGUUGCCCUAUGCUUUCUUCAGAUACAUUUCUGACAAGCCGCCUUUCCCCUGCUGUGGAAAUCUUAAAUUAAGCAGCUAGGGGCUGGGAUGUGGGGUGGGGGUCAUGAAGCAUUGCUUUCUGUGCUGUUUAAGAGUUAAGUUCUUGUGGUGGGACUUUCCUAUAACACUCACUAUUUAGGAUGCUACACUCGUGCACUAGAAGUGAAAUGCCACUAUCCAUGUAAGUAAUUAUAAUGUUGUUUCUGUAUCCCUAAGGUGAGGGAUAUUAUCUGUGUUACCUUGGCUACUGCCCCCUACUCUCCUUUUCCUUGCCAUACAACAGCCUCUGCUGGCUUCUUUCUUUUUUAAAAUGCAACUUUUUUUGUUGCAUGUUGCUGUCAUGAAAACUGGAGGAGAGUUCUCCAUGGCUCUGUCCUGCCCCUGAUAGUUGACCUGGAGUAAUCUCACAUCUUGUAGUGUGGAAAACCUUCUUGGAGAAGAAGGGCUCCUUGCAAGGAGGAGGCCAAAGCCUCUUGUAGGUAAAAUUUGUGUUCUGGCUCUGCCUCUCAUUUAUAGGGCCUCUUUGCUCUACAGUGUCUCUGAGCAAAUCUCAGAACGCUUAAGCAAGGUCCUUUUGUAAAGCAACUCUUAAACUACAUGCUUGGUCAGCCUCUAAUGGUUAAUUUUUUUUUUAAAUUAAGGAAACCGAGGGAGUCAAAAUGUUGGCGUGAAAAGCAGUCACUCCUUUAGCCAGCUUGACCAAGUCAGGGGAAUAUGGCUUUUCAUACAAUCCUUUGGCUCUGUUAUUUUUGCCAGGCAUUUUCCCCAGAGGCUGCUUUCCCUCAUGGGAGGCGGAGGGAGAGAUGGGACCCCAGGCUUCUGUCAAGGGAAAGAUUGCUGUCAGGAAUCACAGAGGAGGCACAGAUGGCAAAGCCAGAAUUUCCUAGACAAGAAUUUGUUAGGGCAGAAUUUUCCAGGCCAGAAUUUGCAAUAUUUGUAGGAGAGAUAACUCCUGAAGUGGAUGAUUUUUUGCUCUAUGACUACUUUUUCAAAAGAUAUCCAUCUUGCGUAGACUGUAAAGUGGCCACAGAUCUGCUAGGAUAUUCCAGGGGUUAUGGCUUUGUGAGAUUCUCUGAUGAAGGUGAUAUGAUGAGAGCCUUGCAAGAUUGUCAGAAUGCACCUGGUCUAGGUGGAAGACGAAUCCGGUUGACUUUAGGAAUUUCUAAAAGAUUAAAAGCAGAAUUUCAGCGGUACCAGCCCUAUAGCUAUAAUGACUAUUACCAAGACUAUCAGAACUACUAUCGCCAGUAUAAUUAUGAUAGAAAUGAACGCUUUGAUCGCUAUGAACGCUUUGAACGAUUCGAUCGAGGCAGCCGUUUUGGUGAUCGUUUUCCAGACCGCUACCCUGAGCAGUUUAAUGACCGUUUUCCUGAACGUUAUGCUGAGCGCUUUGGUCCCCGUUUUGGUGACCGCUAUGGCGACUAUGCCGAUUAUGGUGAUUAUCCCGAAUAUGGAGAGUACGCCGAUUAUGGUGACUACAAUUACAGUUAUGCCUCUUAUGAGAGGAUGCAACAGACUGGAAAUAUGGGACAACAGUCUAUGAAUCCAGCUGUAUUUCAGGAGGCUUCUGCUAUGGUUAUGAAUGAUGAUUUAAUAACAGAAGAUCCACAGCUUCAUGUAGAUGUUCACAGAAUGAACAGAGAAUUUAUGGUGAGAAGUGAAGAACUCUUUGACACACUGAUGAGCUGUCAUUGGCAACCCCUGGAUACAGUCACAUCUGAGAUACCUACUGCUUUCUAAAAGUGUCUUACGUUAACACCAUAGCAUGACCGUUAAGACGAAGGUGCUAAAUUAACAUUUCUUUGACAUUACUUUAGAAUCUAAGUUUUAAAGCACAGUGAUGGAUUUUUUUUUGCUAUGCUUUGAUGGCCUUUGUAAUUUUUGUUCAUCACUCAGUAUCUUGAAAUCAUGUAAAUAUUCUAGAAAUGUAAAGAGUUACAAAGUCUAAAAAUAGACUUGUCUAUGUAAAUAAUAAAACUUUGUUUCUGCAAACAUGUAA